Schistosoma margrebowiei is the source of this 1432-nucleotide messenger RNA. NCBI's taxonomy places the organism in Eukaryota, Metazoa, Platyhelminthes, Trematoda, Strigeidida, Schistosomatidae. The record is from the annotation of a GenBank genome assembly.
GUAAAUGUCUGAAACCACUGGUACAUGUUAUAAAUCAUGUUGUAUUUCAAAACGAUUAGAUGGGAAGUUAGCUAUUGUCACUGGAUCGAACACUGGUAUCGGAUUAGUGACAGCUGGUGAAUUAGCUCGUCGUGGUGCUCGAGUCAUCAUGGCAUGUCGAAAUAUAGGUAAAGCUGAAGAUGCCAAAAAUAGUUUGUUGAAGAAAUAUGGUGCCACUAAUCCACAGAGUGUGAACAUUGAUGUAGCGUGUAAACAAGUGAUCUCAUCGUUGAGUCCAAUCUACAAUGAUCAAUUAAUUAUUGAACAACUUGAUUUAGCUUCUCUACAAUCAAUUAGAGAAUUUGCCAGACGUAUAAUAGUCACAUAUCCUGAACUUCAUUUUCUUAUUAACAAUGCUGGUCUUACAGUUGGUAAAUAUGAGAAAACUGUUGAUGGUUUUGAAAUGACAAUGGGUGUUAAUCAUUUUGGAACAUUCUUACUCACGGAAUUAUUAUUACCUUUGAUAAGACGUUCAACUCCAUCUAAAAUCAUUAAUCUUUCAUCAAUGGCACAUUAUAAAGGUCGUUUAAUUAAACCAGAUUUACAGUUAAAAGAGAAUGAAUAUAAUCAGUUAAAUGCAUAUUGUGAUUCAAAGUUAGCCAAUGCAAUGCAUGCUGCUGAAUUAGGUGAUAGACUUCAGGACAGUGGAAUAACUGUUGUUAGUGUACAUCCUGGUGCUGUAAAAACUGAUCUAGAUCGAGAUAUAAAUAGUUGUGUAAUGCCGUAGCCUAGUUUCUUUUACAGAUGUAAUUACAAAAACAUCAAUAGCUUUGAGACUGGAAAAAUGUGGAAAUCUUAGACAGAGGAAACUCCAAAAACACCAGAGAAUUUUUAGAUGCCUGGCACUCAGGUCAAUCAACAAGCAUAUUGAAAUCAACCCAAUUUACCAACCAAUCAGGAAAAUCAUGCUUAAAUAUAGGAACAAAAAUCAAACCAAUGGGAGACACAACCAAAACAAAGAAGUAAACAAUGACAAAUUUAAGGUCAAUAAGAGCCAAUCAACGUCGAGGUAUACAGAACAAGCUGUAAAACGCAUAUGGAGAAAUUCGAACACUUCACUUCUAUCUGAAGUUUGUGCUGAUGAUUUCAUUCAAAAGAACGAUGAAAGCUCCACGACCAAACCAUCCAGCUCAGAGAACAAAACUCCACCAACAUCAAUAGCUUAAUAAAAACACAUCUACAGAACUAGGAGAAAUCUUGAAAUUUAGGAUAAUGUUGUGAAUUGUUUAUUUAACCUAUCGAUCUGUUUGUUAAAAAAAAAUACCCAUCAUUUCGCUAAUUAACAUCAACAUUGUCAUGAUCAUACAAAACAAGUUAUAAAUGAAAUAUAAAAUUUAAGAUAAUCUAAUAGUUUAGUUAUAACGAUCCCAAAGUAUAAACACCUGAUUACUUA